GGGUCAAAGCCACCUUCACCAAUCCAUCAAUGCCACCGUGGUCAAAUCCCACUGAAUGACCUUCAUGUUUACUCGCUGCCAUCAUCUUGUCCCAUGACGUCCCUCAACUGAUCACUCGGUUGAUAGAGCAGCCUUCACCAUGGCUCGCUCUCUAGACUCGAUCAUACUCACCCUCACCCUCAUCUUCAACCUGUUUUUUCCUGUCCAUGCAAUCUACUCAAAGGACUCACCAGUGCUUCAGGUCAAUGCCAGGACAUACAAUUCCCUGAUUGCGCAAUCAAACCAUACAUCUAUUGUCGAGUUUUAUGCCCCUUGGUGCGGACACUGUCAAAAUCUCAAACCUGCCUACGAGAAAGCCGCAAAGAACUUAGCCGGAUAUGCCAAAGUCGCCGCCAUCGACUGCGAUGAAGAAGCAAACAAGCCCUUUUGCGGUCAGAUGGGUGUUCAGGGCUUCCCAACCUUGAAGAUCGUCAAACCGGGUUCCAAGCCUGGCCGCCCCAUCGUCGAAGAUUACACCGGCCCUCGUGCUGCAAAAGCCAUUGUCGAAGCUGUCAAGGACAAAAUUCCAAAUCAUGUCAAGAAAUUGCAGGAUUCAGCCUUGGAUUCCUGGCUCAAGGACGAUGCCACCACGGCAAAGGCUGUUGUCUUCUCAGACAAACCAAUCAGUCCUCUUGUCAAAAGCCUGGCCGUCGACUUUCUCGGCAAUAUUGCCUUUGCUCAGGUCAAAGACAAGGCAUCGGCAAAGACCUAUGGUGUUUCUGAAUUCCCAUCCAUUCUACUCUUUCCCGCACCCGGCAAAGAUGCGAUUACCUAUGAUGGCGAAAUCAACCGAGGCGGCCUAUUGGCUUUCUUCGCUCCUAUCGCUUCACCAAAUCCCGAUCCAGCCCCCAAGCCUCCCAAAUCCUCGAAAUCUGCAAAGUCGGCCAAAUCAUCCAAGAAAGCACAGGCCUCCUCAUCGGCCUCUGCCCAAUUUUCCCGAGCCUCCGAAGACCACAAAUCUUCCGACUUUGAGGACUUUGUCGGCAGCUCAGCGACAAUUGUUCUCGAUGGCGAUGGCAAUAUCCCCACCGAUAUCCCAAUCUCAAUCGUUGUUGAUGGUGAGCAGAAGCCUGCCGUCGUUGCCCAUGUCCCACAACCUCUUCCUACCUUGGCAACGUCGACCGAAUUGAACAAUGCCUGCCUAGCUCCAAAAAGUGGCAAUUGUAUUCUGGUUUUGCUUCCUGUGAAGCAAGACCCAGACGAGAUUAGCAUAACAGCGAUGACAGCUUUGGCAGGAUUUGCCGAGAUUGUCGAUAGAGCACACAAGCGCAAGGCCAAUCUUCUCCCAAUCUACGCUGUUCCAGGAGAAAAUGAGGGCUCUUUGAAACUACGACAAGAUCUUGACCUUAGCUCUGAGCAUGGUUUGGAGAUUGUUGCAAUCAAUACAAAACGUGGUUGGUGGCGCCAUUAUUCGGCCAAGGCCUAUAACCUCUCAGACCUCGAAGGUUUUAUCGACGCCAUCAAACUAGGAGAAGGGUCAAAGAAUAGUCUCCCACCGUCCUUCACGGCGCAAGAGCCAGAGCCAGAGCCAGAGCAGCCCGAACCUGAACUAGUACAGGAGGCCGAUCCGUCGCCAGAUCAUGAUGAACUUUAGCCUUUACUCCCUGUUUCGGUUGAAUACAUGUAGCCAUCGAACCUCAGUGCUAUUACUUUCCUGGAAAAUGAUAACGACUGAUAUGAUGCCAAGAUUAGGUGCGGCAGAUCCAUCUUCUUCUGCG
Molecule: messenger RNA, 1757 nt
Organism: Exophiala mesophila
Lineage: Eukaryota; Fungi; Ascomycota; Eurotiomycetes; Chaetothyriales; Herpotrichiellaceae
Product: protein disulfide-isomerase domain
Exons: 2
Coding region: 140-1633 (497 amino acids)
Biological process (GO): response to endoplasmic reticulum stress
Cellular component (GO): endoplasmic reticulum lumen
Molecular function (GO): protein disulfide isomerase activity; protein-disulfide reductase activity
Source: RefSeq, a predicted model, not a curated record